Diorhabda carinulata is the source of this 5102-nucleotide messenger RNA. RefSeq names its product protein IWS1 homolog. Lineage: Eukaryota; Metazoa; Arthropoda; Insecta; Coleoptera; Chrysomelidae. The record is from RefSeq and is a predicted model, not a curated record. The transcript has 11 exons. Gene Ontology annotation, biological process: poly(A)+ mRNA export from nucleus. The coding region runs from base 159 to 2807 and encodes 882 amino acids. Gene Ontology annotation, cellular component: nucleus.
UUGCAUGUAAAAUGACAUCUUUCAAAUGUAUGUAUAAAUAAUAGCAUGUUAGAAUUUUUCGUCAUCGUUCAUUGGUAAUAUGCGAUUUUGAGAUUAGUGAAACGUUUUGUAUUAGAUCCAUUUCACAUUUGUAGUUUGUUGUGAAAUAGAUAGUUGUUAUGGAAGUAGAAUCAGAGUGUUGUGAUUCAACAGAGCAAAUGAAUAAGUCUGGUUCUACAGUAGGGAGUAGGGCCUCUCGUUCAUCAUCUGCUGAAUCAAAUCAAUCUGCUAGUAGUUAUGUGCGAUCCCGAUCAAACAGCCCACAAUUGAAUGGAACUGGAAGCACAUUAGACUCUUCUCGAAGAUCACGGUCUAGAAGUGAUUCUAGGCCUCAAAGUGCGGCUAGUUCUAAAUCUUCUAGUCCUGGCAGUAGAACCAGUUCAAGAUCUAGAUCACGUAGUUCACAAAGAUCAAGGGGAAGCAGUAAAGCCCACUCUAGAUCACCAUCAGGUGAUAGAAAAUCAAAAUCACCAGUUGCAUCUGAAAGAGCAGCUUCAAAAGAAUCACAUAAAUCCAGAUCCAACUCUCCUAAAGAGAAUCCUAGAAAAGAAUCCAAAACUCGUUCCAGAUCUAAUUCAGGAUCAAGAAGAUCCAGAUCAAGAUCAAGAUCUAAUUCUGGAUCUAGAAAAUCUAGAUCAGGUUCUAGAAAACUAGAAUCUAGGUCACGAUCUGGUUCAGUUGAAUUAGAAAAUGAAGGAAAUAAACGGAAAUCAAGGUCACGUUCUAGAACCCCAAAAGAUACAUCUGGGUCUGCCAAAGUAGCCUCAAGAUCUAGAUCACGUUCUGGAUCUGCCAAAGUAGCUUCAAGAUCUAGAUCAGGUUCAGGAUCAAGGAAGUCUAGGUCUCGUUCAGGUUCCAGAAAGUCAAGAUCACGUUCUGGGUCAGUUAAAGCUGCCUCUAGAUCUAGAUCACGUUCGGGCUCUAGAAAAUCUAGAUCCCAUUCAGGUUCCAGAAGAACGAGAUCGCGUUCUGGGUCAGCCCGAGCUGCAUCUAGAUCUAGAUCACGUUCGGGUUCUAGAAAAUCUAGGUCUCAUUCAGGUUCGAGACGGUCGAGAUCACAUUCUGGAUCAGCCAAAGCUGCAUCAAGAUCCAGAUCGCGUUCAGGUUCAAGGAAAUCCAGAUCACGAUCAGGCUCAGUACGUUCAAGAUCUGGAUCAAGAAAUACACGCUCCAGAUCAGGAUCUAGACGUUCAAGAUCUGGAUCUGCAAAAUCACGAUCAAGGUCGGGCUCUAGGAGGUCUAGGUCAGGUUCUCAAAGAUCUCGUUCUGGAUCAGCUAGAUCUAGAUCUGGAUCAAAACGAUCACAUUCAGGAUCAGCUAGAUCAAGAUCGGGCUCUGCUCGAUCAUCUCGUUCUCGACGAUCAAGAUCCCGUUCUGGAUCCAGAAGAUCUCGUUCUGGUUCUAGAUCAAGAUCAGGUUCACGAAGAUCGAGAUCGGGUUCAAGAAGAUCAAGAUCAGGCUCAAGAAGAUCAAGAUCAGGUUCCAGAAGAUCAAGAUCAGGCUCUAGAAGAUCUCGAUCUGGUUCUAGGAAAUCCAGAUCAGGAUCAAGAAGGUCAAGGUCUGGUUCUGCAAAAUCAAGGUCUGUUUCUCGCUCUAAAUCUAGAUCCCGCUCAAGAUCAGGCUCACCAGCUAAAUCAAGAUCCAGAUCGAGAUCUAGAUCUCAAUCUCCUAAAAAUGAAGGUAAAUCCAGUAGAAAACGUCCUGUUAUGUCUGAUUCAGAAGAUGAAGGACUUUCUCCUGCUAAGACUAAACGUUUAUUGCUUAGUGAUGAUGAGGAGGAACCUGAACCAGCACAAACACAACCAGAAGAAGGAACUGAAGGACAACCGCCUCCUCGAAUUGAAGAUUCAGAUUCAGAUGAUGGAAUCAAUCCAGGGCAUAAUGAAAUGUCAGGUUUAUCAGAUUUUGAUGCUAUGCUAGCAAGGAAAAAAGAAGAGGGUUCAAAGAGACGCAGAAAAAAAGAUAUCAAUAUAAUAAAUGAUAAUGAUGAUAUAAUUGCUGGUCUUUUAGGAGAUAUGAGGCAGGCGGCAGAGGAAGAUCGGCGACUGAAUCAAAUGUCCAAACCAGCCACAAAGAAAACAUCAAUGUUAACCAAGGUUAUGUCACAAUUAAAGAAACACGAUUUACAAUUAGCCUUUAUAGAACAUAAUGUAUUGAAUGUUUUAACAGAUUGGUUAGCUCCUAUGCCAGAUAGAUCAUUACCAUCAUUACAACUUAGAGAAGCCAUAUUGAAACUUUUAGCAGAUUUUCCAAGAGUCGAUCAGGGCACUGUAAAACAUUCAGGUAUAGGAAAGGCUGUGAUGUAUUUGUAUAAACACCCAAAAGAGACUAAAGAAAAUCGUGAGAGAGCAGGAAGACUGAUCAGCGAAUGGGCCAGACCCAUCUUUAAUUUAUCGACAGAUUUCAAAGCUUUAAGUAGAGAAGAACGAUUACAAAGAGAUUAUGAACAAUUUGGAAGCAAAAGAAGAAAAACUGAUGAAGAAACUGCUCAAGAAAAGAAAGAAUUAACUAAAGCUUUAAAUGCAGAAGGAAAGCCACUUAGACCUGGAGAAAAAGGUUGGGUUGCUAGAGCUAGAGUUCCGGUUCCAUCUAAUAAAGAUUAUUUGGUUAGACCGAAAUGGCAAUCAGAAGUGGACAUAAGUCGAAGUACGAGAAAAACUAUGAAUAGAUUUGAAAAACAUUAUAAAAAUUUUAUCGAUACGAAGAGAUUGAAACAGACUAGGAGAGCCGUUGAAAUUUCAAUAGAAGGAAGAAAAAUGUCACUGUAGAUUUUAUAAUAUGUAAAUUGUUAAAGCUAGUACUUCUCAACAAAUUUUAGGUUAUCUUUUUAAUUAGAAAAACUGUAUUUCCCAAAACUGAUUACAUUCAUUGAGUUUUCUAAUCCAUAUUGAAUUGCAGUAUUUAUCAAAACACUUCGAUUUUUGUUUUAGGUAAGAACUUUUUACAUGGUAAACUGGUUUUCACAUGCUCAUCCUCGUAGCCCCCAAUUUCUAAAUCUUUAUUGCAAAGAUGUCAUAUUAUUUGAAACAUUUUUGCAUUAUCUGUUUUAUCAUUUGGAUUUUUUUUUGAAAAUUGGUUGAGAUUUAAUUAAAAUUAUCGGUCAAAAACUACUUAUCAAAUAAUUUUUGAUAUUUAAUUUAUUGUGUAAGUCAAAAAAGCAUUCAAAAUACCUGUAAAAAUUAGGAGGAGUAACUGAAAUUGUCAUUUAAUUCAGUGUUUUUUCUUAACAAUAAAAAGCCUCGAUAAAAUCCACCAAAAUUACUAGAUCUAUGUGACCAUUCUCUUUUCAAUUCUCUUAACUGAGAUGUACAUACCUACCUGCAUAAACAAUGACUAGUAUUUUGUGAACAGGGUGGAUUUUGACUUGCAUUUUAUAGAAUUAACAAAACGAAUACACUUAUGUGUGAUUAACGAAAGGAGAAUCAUGUAUAACAAUGUGAAGGUUACUUUACUGCUAAGAAGUUUUCAUACAGAAAUCGAGUUCUCCUGGUGAAUAAUGUGAUGUAUUCGGAUUUUUGAGUCAUAAAAGUGGUGGUAAGUUUCAAAAUGAACACAGCAUGUAUAAAUAUAAGAUCUUUUUAUAUGUUUUUCGUGAUAAUUUGUUUUGACCUAAAACCAUGACAAGUCAUCAUGAAAAAAAUAUCGCUAGUUACAUUUACAAAAAUCUGGACUACUUGUAUAAUGUAAAAAGAUCAUAAUUUAGUUAAUUUAUUCGUUUGAGAUUAAUGUAAUCCAUUCAAACAAUUAUAAAAUUGUGUUUUAAAAAUAAAAUUUUGAAUGUAAAAGUUGUAAUUGACGCAGUCAGUAGGAUUCGUACGCUAUAUCGCGAUAAAAAACUCGACCUGUAUCUUAAUACAUAGUGCGAAGACCUACGAUUUACGAGGGACAAGAAAUAGGUCUCAGCCUUCAAUAUCUGUAAGUGCUAAGUUCAUUAUUUUCUUGUAUUUUUGUUAACUCUAUUACUGGAGUAAGGAAGAGAUAAUUUAUUAAAUACAUUUAAUAAUUUAAAUAUUAGAGAAAAUAACAAUUCAAAGACAUUUAUUAACAAAAUAGCUACGGCAAAUCUGAAAACUCUUAAUUGGGAUUUGUUUAAAUUGAAAUUAGAAAGUAUUAAGUGACAGUAAUGCUUUAAAUAAAUUUAUCAAUAGAUGUAAAACUAAUUGAAACUUAUGCAAUCUGCAAUGGUCAUUGUAGGGAAUAGGAUGGAAUUGAAUACAUUGCCCAAAAUAGAAGAAGCAUUAAAACAAUGUUUUGUCCAUAGAUGAGACCUUGAUUGUAUUCUACAAGAAUUUAUAAUUGUUAAAAAGUCAAACAAUAGGAAGAGUAAGAAAUGAUUUUAAUCUAAGUGAAAUAGAUAAAAAAUGUUGAAUAAACCACUGCAUUGAAAACCUGUUCAGGCACAAUAAGAAACAAUACGUAUUUGAAGAAACCUAGUUAUUUAGAAGAUGCAAGGGCAUACGUUGAUGAAUUUGAAAAUUUUGAAAAACUUUAUGAAAUCGAUAAAAUUGCAAUUGAGAUACAAAAGCCAUACGACAAUCCGGCAAAUUAAAGAAAGAAGACAGUAUCUGAAAAAUAACUCCAUUAUUUUUCAUUCUUAGUGAUGGAGGAGUUACAUCUAGAAAAAUCCAGACUACUUUAAAAAUUAAAACUUAAAAAGAUUAUGUUUCAUAAAUACUAAAUCAGCAUUUAUUUCAAUAUAAAUAGGAAUUGUUGUAAAUACUAUUUUAAUUAAUUAUGUUUAAUCAAACAUUUGAGAUUAAUGUAAUCCAUUCAAAUUUUAAAAUGUGUUAAUAAAGUUUUGAAAAUUUUGAGAGUAAAAGUUAUAUAUAUUAUUCCAUUGGUAUGAACUGUAAACUAGUAAUAAUUGAAGUACUGGCUACAUAACGAAAUUGUAAUAGUUGUAUAUAGUUUUGUCAAAUUUGGUUUUAAAACUAAUUGUUCGAAUUUGAAUCAUUUUUUGCUUUAUACCUACUUGUAUUAUACUUUAUUAUAUCAAAUCUGCUGUAUAUUAUAAAGCAGAUAUUGUUUUAUACAACAUGAAUGAAUAAAGGGCAUGUUAAGAA